Phialemonium atrogriseum is the source of this 2976-nucleotide messenger RNA. Its product is annotated as intracellular serine protease. Gene Ontology annotation, cellular component: Golgi apparatus. The coding region runs from base 1 to 2976 and encodes 991 amino acids. Gene Ontology annotation, biological process: proteolysis. The record is from RefSeq and is a predicted model, not a curated record. The transcript is spliced from 4 exons. Gene Ontology annotation, molecular function: protein binding; serine-type endopeptidase activity. NCBI's taxonomy places the organism in Eukaryota, Fungi, Ascomycota, Sordariomycetes, Cephalothecales, Cephalothecaceae.
AUGAAUGACAGGAAUUUGGACGAUGAAGAUAUCAUCGUGUCGGAUACGGAUGAGGAAUCGACCGUGGAGAUUGGGGGAAUCGACGAGGCUCGGAAGGUCUUUGAGGGGGUCCGCGAGGAGGUGAAGAAGAUGACCAAAGACCAGCGGCAUAGUCAGAUCCCAGAGCUCAUGGAUCGCCAUUUGGAAACCCUGCGCCUGCGGAGGACCAACGACGGCAAGACGUUUCUCCACGUUCUCGCCUACGACUCGAGCCCGAAGCUCCCGGUGAAGUGGCUUGUCGCAUCUUUCGUCAGCAAAGGCACAUGUCACAGCCAGAUGGCGGCGCUAGACAACCACAACAGGUCGCCAACGCAUGCCGCCCUCGCCGAAGGAAACACGGUGUUUCUUGACGGCAUAUUCAAAAGCGUCGGUCCUGUCACAACCGACCGAGUCCGGGCUGCCUUGAAGUACGAGCUCGAAGUCCUGCUCAACGUCGACACCCGCGUCACAACGGUCCUACACACAGCCAUGAGGAACCAGCAUAACUUCAGCCCCAACCUCCUCAAGAAGAUCAUCGAGAUGGUGCCGGAGGACAUGUUCUGCGUCCAAGACUCCAACGGACGCACGCCCCUUCACCUAGCGGUCGACUACAGAAGAUGCACCGAGGGACAGCUUGAGGUUGUGCAGCACCUCCUGGCGCGGGGCCCGUCUGCGCUGGAGAUCAAGACGACUUAUCCCCCCGACCGGGCUGAUUCGGUCUACCAGUAUCACGAGUACACGCGCAAAAUUGCCGCGUUCGACCAGUCGAGGGCGAAAGCUCGACUCCCUGCCCCGAGCAAGCCCGAUCUGACAAUUUUGACAGUCCCGAGAUCGCCGAUGAAGCCACCGUCGGUAGCUGAAAGGCUCGAUGCACAGAAGCCUGCUGUACCAAUGCCUGAUGCUAAUAAGGCAAGAGACCGGCACAACCCAAAGGCCGGGGGCAUUGGGCCGAUCCCUCCAGGAUCCGCGAAGCCGACCAUGACGCCAGUAAUGAGACCUCGGCUACAUCCAGACACGGAUAUCCUGCCCGCAAACAGCUUCCUGCAGGCCAUGGCCAGAAUACCAGACUUCCCAAACGAAGACAUGGCCGGAAGCAACAACGAUAAGCCCCAGAAGGGGCAAAUCUCGGCGGAUGUCGCGGACAAGAUUAGGGAGGAAUUAAAGUUGCUCUGCUUGAGGAUGAUGAGUCCCGACCAUGCCGUUCGGUGCCUCUCCGUCAACGACGACAGCGGUAGGCAGUUCGUCUUGUGGUUUGACUUCGUACCCAAACCUACAACGAAGAUGACCAUUGAAGAGUUCCAGCAACACUGGGCGACGCUCGAGUUCGACUCGACGUUGCAGUAUGUCGCGCUUCCCCAGAUGGAGUUCAGCCUGGGGAAAGACGGAGCGCCACGCCCCGGCCGUGGCCGAAACGAUGUUAGGCGCAUAUUCGAUUGGUUGCGAAGCAUGGGAGUUCAGCGCGUCAUCAGAGUCAUUGUGGAUGACAUGGGCCCGGCGUGCCACAGCGACGAAGAGAUAGAAGCUGCGCUCCACGACAUGAAGGUUGAGAUUCUGGACUGGCGCCGGCCUGAUCUCUGUCCGUCCUCGAUCUGCAGAAUCGGUGGACAUGUGCGCGAGCUCUAUCUCCAGUGGAGCGGGAAUAACGCGACCCUGCGAGCUUGGAGCGAAAAAGAAGGCCUACCGCAGUUGCCCAAGCUGGAGACACUUUUCGUCGUGGUUCUCGAGGAUGGCCUCGAGUCGCAUAGCCGGACCAACACGAACUUGGAACUGUUCAGAAGACGACUGCUUCACUUCUGGCCCACCGACGACGGUCAGCAGAAACCGCGAGUCGACUUCUUGCGUCCUAGCGGCGGUCCUCGAGAAACCCCGAGCCAGCAUGCCGAGGCUUCCGCUGGCGCAUCGAGGCAGGAAAGCCAAGUGGAUCAGCACCGAUGGAUCCAAUGCAUGGCCGAAUUCUUCAACUUGUUCCUACAGGUGCCGCGGCCAGGCGAUGAACUGACCCGGCAACGCCCUGCCCUGAAACCGACCAAAAUCGCUCUGAUCGACGAUGGCGUUACAACCACGAGCGCCUCGUUUGGUGGCAAACUGUUCAGGGGCAAGAGCUUCGACUUUUACGAGAAUGGCCAGAGGAACUCCCCUUACUGGAUCUCGACCAGUGGACACGGCACAUCGAUGGCUCAAUUCAUCCGCAAGAUCUGUCGCACGGCCGAGAUCUACGUCAUCAAGCUUCGGACUCUGAUGCCUCAAAAUGGGUCAUCGUCUCUGCCUAUUGACACGAGGAGUGCCAUUGAAGCAAUUGAGCAUGCCAUUGACCAAAGGGUCAAGAUCAUCUGUAUGGCUUGGACACUAAAGGUGCCAGAGGGCACCGAGAAAGUCGACUUUGACAACGCCAUCCGGAAGGCCACCAAUGCCGGAAUCAUCAUGUUCUGCGCGGCAAGCGAUCAGGGCGACAUUGGAGACAUUACGUAUCCGUAUGCCUCCAACAUGGCCGACAUAUUUCGUAUCGGCGCGGCAAAGGCGACCGGGACCACACUCGACAUGGUGGGCGACCCGCACCGCGUGAAUUUCUCGUUCCCCGGCCACCAAAUGUUCCCCAACGAUCAGGCACCUAACAAGCAGCUGGGGGAUGCGCAGACGGGUUCUUCCGUGGCCACGGCGCUGGCCACUGGCCUGGCCACGCUUGUGCUGGAGUGCAUCCGGCUCGGUCACUACUGGACCAUAGAGAAUCAGAGAGCUCUUGCCAGCAUGGCCGAGCACUUGUCCAUCACGUCGAAUGACUUGAACGUCAGUCCGGCAGGUAUGAGAAGCGCGUUUCUUAACAUGGGCCAGUCAAAAUCAACAUACAUCUGGGUAUGGAACACCUUUGAGGAUUCCGUGAAUGAGGAAAUAAAGUACGGGGACAAGAUGGGCAAGCUGGCUGCCAUUGCUCGGCUGGCGAGGAAGUUUCUAGGAAAAUGA